GUAGUACUAGUCUAAGUUUUAUUUAGCUAAUAUUAUAUUUAUUGUUAGGUCAUCGAUUUGCCUAAUGAUUGCAAUUACCAAGUGGUGAAAGAUUUGAAAACAUUGGCUUUAGGUCCUUUGAAUUUGUGUUCAAUGCUUCAAUGGGAUUCUUGCAAUUGGAUUCAGAUUCCACACAAAGAAUACAGAAAUGAAAAGGGUACACCAAAAUAGUGGUGUUACAAUCAAAGGCAUUGCUAGGAAUAUGGAAAAAGAUUACUACGGGAUUCUCACUAACAUACUUGAGAUACAAUAUUUAGAUGGAAAGCGUGUGGUUUUGUUUCAUUGUGACUGGUGGGAUGUCAAUAGGGUAGGAAGAGGUGUCAAAGUUGACAAACAUGGCAAUGUGAGUGUCAAUAGUCUUUGUUCAUUGCGUACCAAAGAACCCUUUGUGCUCAGGUCUCAAGCUCAACAAGUCUUCUAUGUUAGUGGCGGACUUGAUCCCGAUUGGCUUGUUGUUGUGAAGACCCAUCCAAGGCAUCACUAUAAUGUUGUAGAAAAGGAAGGGACCGAAAGUGAAGAAGAUGCAUUGCAACAACUACAAUCUGAAGGUGCUCAUAUCUCAAGCUCAAGUAAUUUGCAAGAGACUCAUGAUCCAUUUGUUGAAAUAAGAGAUGAUAUUGGUGAAAUGAUCGUAGAUGCUACCAAGAAAAAUCAACCCAAAGAUCUAAAUGAUAUGGACUUACAAACAUUAGAUGACGACGAUUUGCUAGAGGAUGAUGAUGAGGAUGACAGUGAGAGUGACCAAGAGAGCGACGAUGAUGAUAUUGAUAUUGCUUAAUUUUUUUUUCUUUUUGUUUUUUUUAGCAUGAAUUGUAUGUGUUGAUACAUAUAUUCAUGGAUUCCUGAAAAACCUUUGUAGUUAUAAUUACUUAUUUUUUCACACUUUGCAUUCGUGUUUUUAUUGGCUUAUUUGAAUAGAUAUAUUCCAGGAUGUUUUUGUUUUAUGCACAGUUAUUGGUAAAUGGCUUGUAGUAUUUGACAGUAAUUGUACACCAUGUGUAUAGUAGCUGGCAGCAGCUUUGCAUUAGGGAUGUAGUGGAUGGUAGUAAAUUAUAUUAGGCAGUCAAUGUGCAUUACAAUUCUAUUGUAAAAUUGUCUAACCUUAUUUGUUUUUUACUUUGUAAAUGCAGAUGAAUGAGUAUGAAAAAAAGAGGCUUCUUACAAUAGCAGCCAACAAAAACAGACUUAAGUCGUUGGGCAUAAAAAGAGUCUCAUCUUCUUUGACAAGCUUGGUUGAAGGGACAAAAAAAAAAGAAAAAAAAGGAAAAAAAAUUGCUGGCAUGGAAGAUGAUGAAUAUGUUCCCACUAAUGAUGAGCUUGAGGUUCGGGAACGUGAAAUAUAACCUCAAAUCAGGUUUACAAGAAAGGCUAACAUAAGACAUUUGAGAGAUGGAAACAAAAAAGACAAUUUCAUUCCACCAAACACAGUGGCAAAGUUUCUAAAGACGAACAAGAAAGCACAAAACACAAUGGCCAUGGAUAUCUUAGAAAAAGAAAACGAUGAAGAAAUUGGAGAAACAAGGGAGAAUAAUAACACCGUUGAGGGGGGCUAUGAUGAGGAAGGACGACAGAUUGGUCAACCACUUGAACUUGAAGAUGCAUCUUUGGAUACUGAACCAUUGAAGGACAAGGAACUCUUGACUGUACCAGAGAAUGAGGACCUUAACAUUUCAUCAGGUCAACAAGUUCGAAAUAAAGCUAUAUGUUCGGUACAAGUUAAAUGUUGGGACGAUUAUAAAUCUGAAACAUUAGACCAUUUGUGGGCUUGCAUCACGAAGUGGUCAUUUGAUGACCCUGAAAAUAGGCAGGAGUGUGUUAUGAAACAUGCACAACGUUUAUUCAGAGGUGCUAGGAGAAAAUUGAAAUCAAAGUACUUUAAUGAUAAAAACUUGAAAACAAAAGAUGAACUUCUCAAAAAUAAGCCUAGUCAUCUAACUAAAGUGGAAUGGAAGUUCUUGGUUGACUAUUGGAGUGAAGAGGCGGUUAUGGAGAAGAGCAAAAAAGCAAGUGAAAGUAGGGCACAUCAGAAGAUGCCUCACUAUAAUGGCACUAAAAGCUUCGGUCGCACUAGACAAGAAAUAAGGAAGAAGAAUGGCGGGAAGUGUUCUCGAGUUGAUGUAUUGGUUGCAACUCGCACAAGAAAAUCCGAGAAGGCUGUGAAUGCAAUCAAUUUGGCAAAUAAAACUCAUGCAGUAGAUGAGAUAAACAAAUUAAAGGAACAAAGAGAGCAAGGUCUUAAUGAGAAAACAGAUGAGCAAAUUAUUCAGGAUGUGCUUGGCAAAGAUACACAUGGGUAUUUGAAAGCAUAUGGACCUGGUAGAAGUAUUACGCAACAUUUUAAAGUAAAGCCCUCUCGAAUUGAUCUUACUCAAGAGGUGAAUGAAGUUAAAAAGAAAGCAGAUCAAGCAAUUGAAGAUGCAAGAAAAGAAGCUGAAAAUGCUAGAACAGAAGCAAAACAGGCUAAAUUAGAAGCUGAACAAGCCAAAAAAGAGGCGGAAGCUGUUAAGAAUGACGUGGACAGAAAAAUUGCUGAUAAUAAUGCAGUUUGGGAGAAGAAGUUUAGUCAACUUCUGGAUUUUCUUUGAGCAGGAAGUUCAUCAGAUUCAUCAGAUUCUGAUGAUUCAGGAUGUCAAGGUUCAAAGGAAUGAAGUAACAAGGAGCGGAGCACAAACAUAUUGUCACAUGGUAUAUAUAGAGUAUAUAUUGUUCUUUAGCAACAUAAUUUGAGUGUUCUUUUUUUUUUUUUUUUUUUUUUUUUUGGUAAGAGUGAGCUAGUGAUGAGACAAUUGAUUUAUAGUAUGUUUGUAUGUAUGGAUAUCAAACUCAAGUAUGUUUGAAUGUACGGGAUUCCAAGACAUUAAUAUGAUUUUUUUAAUGUUAUGUAUCUAUUUCAGCAAUGACAAAUAUGACAUAUUUGAGGAAAACUCCAUCUGUAAUAUUCAGUUAUGCUUAUAUCAUAGAUAAUGCUGCAACAAAUUAAAGCUUA
Messenger RNA from Chenopodium quinoa (quinoa), 3025 nucleotides. RefSeq lists its product as uncharacterized. Bases 1509 to 2624 code for a protein of 371 amino acids. The record is from RefSeq and is a predicted model, not a curated record. NCBI's taxonomy places the organism in Eukaryota, Viridiplantae, Streptophyta, Magnoliopsida, Caryophyllales, Amaranthaceae. The transcript has 9 exons.